AUGCCUUUCACCUCGAAAUGCCCCUGCAACAACUGCAUCGCAUCCUCAUCGGACCGCAAGAUGUGCCUCAAUCACAUGAUUGCCACCGACAUGGCCUCGUGCAAGUAUCUGGACCAGCGUGCUGACCCGACAACCAUAGACAUUCGCAGCAACUUCAUCCUGCUAGAGCGUGCCGUGGCCCAGUUUGACACACGCUUCACUCUUCGUGCCCUGCGCUCAAUAUCGUCCCUGCGCAAGAGGCUCACCGACCGCGUACUAUGCUCCGUCAUCAUCCUGACAUACUCGCCCAACAACGCCACAGCCCGCACCUUCAUCGAGUACAUUGGCAUGGAUGGCGAGGCGAUCCAGAGCGUUGUCUCGCAGUACAAAGAGGAGGUCCAACUUAACAAGAACAACGCCAAGGAGCCCCUGCCCGAGAUCGAUGUUUACAUAGCCAUCCUGAUUCAGGUCUUUCUGUUCGAUACCAAGGAAUAUGAAGAGGGCGCCGAAUUCUCAGAAAAGCUGGUGGACAAGAUCCGAGAACUGAAUAGGCGGACGUUGGACUCGCUCGCGGCCAAGGCCUACUUCUACUACGCCCUUUUCCACGAGGAAAUGGACCCGAAGCCUCCAUCCAAGCAGUCUCCUGUCAUCAGCCUUCGCGGCAAGCUACUCGCAGCUCUGCGAAGUGCUGUUCUGCGCAAAGAUACUGAUACCCAAGCGUCCGUUACGACACUGCUCCUUCGAAACUACAUCUCCACUGCCGACAUCACACAAGCCGAUCUCCUGGUCGCCCAGACACAAUUCCCCUCCAAUGCCCCCAACAACCAGGUUGCCAGGUAUCUGUUCUAUCUGGGUCGCAUAAGGGCUAUUCAGCUGUCCUACACCGAGGCACACGAGCACCUUGUUAGUGCUACGCGCAAAUCGCCCUCGGCACAUGUUGCGACAGGCUUUUACCAGGCCUCGAUGAAGCUGUUGAUUGUUGUCGAGCUCCUCAUGGGUGAUAUUCCCGAACGUGACGUCUUCAGCCAGCCGCGCCUCGAGCGCGCUCUCGAGCCAUACUUCCGCCUAGUUCAGGCAGUUCGUGUAGGUGAUUUGCAGGGGUUCCUCAAGGUUGUUCAGUCUUCGUCGGCCACUUUCCAGCGCGACGGCACGUACACGCUCAUCCUCCGUCUACGACAGAACGUCAUCAAGACAGGCAUCCGCAUGCUGUCGCUUUCUUACUCGCGCAUUUCUCUGCGCGACAUUUGCAUCCGCUUGGGUCUCGAGAGCGAGGAGUCGGCCGAGUAUAUUGUAGCCAAGGCUAUCCGUGACGGGGUAAUAGAGGCCUCGAUCGACCACGAAAAGGGCUUUAUGCAGACCAAGGUGGCUGGAGACAUCUACGCGACCCGCGAGCCUGGUGAGGCAUUCCACGAGCGCAUUCGUGCUUGCUUAACCCUCCACGACGAGUGCGUCAAGGCGAUGCGAUACCCGAUGAACCAGCACCGUUUGGAGUUGAAGAACGCGCAGGAUGCUCGUGAGCGGGAGCGGGAGCUGGCCAAGGAGAUCCAGGAGGGUGAUAUCGAUGAUGACGAUGCGGGCGGAGAGUUUGAUGGUCUGUAG
Molecule: messenger RNA, 1578 nt
Organism: Plenodomus lingam JN3
Lineage: Eukaryota; Fungi; Ascomycota; Dothideomycetes; Pleosporales; Leptosphaeriaceae
Source: RefSeq, a predicted model, not a curated record